This is a messenger RNA of Paramecium sonneborni, 822 nucleotides long. The record is from the annotation of a GenBank genome assembly. Lineage: Eukaryota; Ciliophora; Oligohymenophorea; Peniculida; Parameciidae.
UUAAUAAAAAUGUUAUUGAGGGGAAGAAUUUUAGCUUAUUUUGCAAAAGUGAAAGUAACAGAAACUCCAAAAAUAAGAAUAGGAGAGGCAAUAAAAUUAAUAAAAGAGAAAGCCAAAGCAAAAUUUGAUGAGACAAUAGAUUUUUAAUUAAGGUUGAAUGUUGAUCCAAAACAUGGUGAUUAAAAUGUAAGAGGUACAUGUAUGUUACCAGGAGGAUUAGGAAAGAAUGUGUCAAUAGCAGUAUUGGCAAGUAAUGAAUUAAAUGAAGUUGCAUUAAGAGUACUAUGAUAUAAUUAAAUAAUAGGCAGGUGCAGAUUUUGUAGGUUAAGAAGAGAUAUUGAAAUCAAUAAAAGAUGGAACAUAUAAAUUUGAAAAAUUAAUAACAACAUAAGAAAUGCUAGUUCAUUUAAAACCUUAUGCAAGAUUAUUAGGUACAAAAGGUUUAAUGCCAAAUCCAAAAGCUGGAACAUUAGUAUUACCUUAAGAACUUACAUAAGCAAUAAAAGGAGCAAAAUCAGGUUCAAUAGAAUUUAGAGUGGAUUCAGGUUCAAAUUUAAUGGUACCUGUUGGAAAGAAAUCAUUUGAAGAUAAAGUGAUAUUAAUGAAUAUCAAAGCAUUUUCUCUAGCAUUGAAUCAAAAGAGACCUACAUCUUUAAAAGGAUAAUUAAUAGGAGAAGCAAGAAUAAAAACAACUAUGGGAUAACCAGUAGAAGUAGAUGUGUCAUCAUUUGAUUAAAGAAAUAAAGAAAAUGAUUUGAAAGAUUUGGUUUAUUGAAAAGUAUAUUAUAAUUAUAUAACAUUUAUAUAAAGAAACAAAAGGUU